CCUGCCUGCUUGUACGCGUCGUGUUACUUUUUUUUGUGGGCAUGCAUGCACGAAGAUGAAUCAGUGAACAUUAAUAUUUUUUUAUUUGGCUUGCAUCAAUUGACGCUCAAACACUGUCCGUCCGUCCGUGCUCUUGCAGAAGAAAGUCAUCAUCAUUCUUUCUCUUCUCGAUGUUCAUACCGCCAUCACUAGGCCAAUCCGUCUGAUCGCAAGGAGCACAUUGGACUGUCCUUUUUUUAUUCCAGUAAUAUUCAAUUCGCAAUUAUAUUGGCCCUAUUCAUGGGACCUAGUCCAACGAUUGAGAAGAGGUAAAGCAACCACCCGAUCACCUUCACUGGUUGGCUCAGAAGGUACAUCCACAUCCACUUCUAGAAUUUGGUGAGCGUUUGUCAACUUCUCGUUCUUGCAUUGUAGGAUGGAAUGGUGAUCUCGCUACAAGAUGGUUGUCGAAUUAGCCAGAUAUUUGGUGGAACAGAUUGCUGCUGAUGGAGAUGAAGGUUCAUCUGUCGAACGGUUGAAUUCUUUUAUCGAUGAAUAUGAGCAGCAAAAGGCAAAACAUGAAGAGCAAAUACAAUUUGAUCGACAUGCGCGGGAUUAUGCAAUCGCGAUCGCAUUGCAGCAUCCAACCAUUCAUGCCGGAAGCUUCGUCGGCUCUUCGUCCUCCAUUGUCAAGCAAGAGAAAAUAAAUGGAGCAACUAAAAUGAAAGCUGGUGAUGAUUCAGAUGAAGACAAUGAUGAGAAUGAAAAUCAAGGAGGAGCUUCAGGAACAGCUUCAAAAUUCAUCAAUGAGGAUAUCGAAGCCCGUGAGAUUGAUUUCAUCACUCUUCAACAAAGACAUGGCGAUAAGUUGCGUCUUUUUGCUGACGAAAAAUCAAUCACAAGGGCGAUUUCGGGGAAUCAAGCUCCAUUGACUCCGAAUUUGCGUACAGUCAUGGUGUAUAUCAUGCGUCAAAGAGGGCAAGGUGCUUCAUUUCCUCAAAUCAUGUCCAACCUAAAGAUCACGAAUUCAAAUUUGUAUUUGCAAAUGCUUAACCUACUCGAAAAAGGAUUGGUUUAUAAACUCAGGAACAGUAUGCACAAUCAUCUUAUUGCAAAAAAGUUCGCCCAUCUCAGCUCAUACUACAACUCACACGAAAUGAUCCUCGAUGGCUCUAUAGAACAAAACGGAGAAAGGGCCGAAGCUAAACAAGAGGAACAUAAUGAAGAAGAAGACGUGACUUUGCAGCAUGUGACUGAAGAAGAUAUGGCAGGCCAGAUGACCUUACAGAAUGAUGAGGAGCGUGAUACUAGCAGAACGGGAGUUGAAGACGAUCCACGAGAAGUAUACGAGGAUGUCGAAGGUGAUCAAUCUAUGGUGCAGCCCUCUGCAAGUGAGCUGAACACUCAAAGCGGUACUUCCGCCUUUCCACAAUUACCAAACGAAGACGCAAUCGCUGCUCUGAUAAAUAAUAAGAUGCGAAUGCGUGAACGUAUCUUACGUUUACUCGUCGAAUCGCCAAAAGGAAUCAUUUUACGUCAAGGGCUUACUUUUCGACUCGGCUUACGAUUAGAAUAUGCCACUCAAGGUCGUGCUGUCGUUCGAGCCGUUGAGGAAAUGCAAAACCGUGGUUUAUUACACUGUCGCACUUUUAAGAUUGACUUGAACGGAACACCACAAAACAGUCGUUGCUUGGUCUUGACUGAGGAAGGUCUUGCUCAAUAUAAUCGUCAAAAGACGUCCGUACACGAAAAACAUAUCACUUCCCUGAAAGCAAAUUUGCAAGAGCAAGCUGAGGUAUAUGGCCAAAGUGGUAUUCAGGCGGAAGUCCCAUUUGAAAGACAGCUAAUGGAGGAAGUCGCACGCUCAGGUCCGAAUGGAACGACGAUCGAGGAUUUGAAUCGCUUCUUUGGAGGCAAUGAGACUCGCAGACGUGAUAUUGACCGAAUUUUGAAUACUGCAAAGACACAAGUGACACUUCCCCAGUACUCUGAUCUAUUCAUAUCCUCUGCUUUGGGCCAAGAAGGAAGGAAGAGGAUUGGCAGGUUCAGGGUGCGACAAUGGCUUUCAUAUCAAGUCUCUGGCAAGGCGAGCGUGGAGAAGUUGAAGUUGUCAGAUCUAAGGUCAUCUAUCAAAAAAAUGCCCGAAAUUCGAUUGAAUGAGAGUGAUGUAGGCAAUUUUGUGCACCACAAUAACACACCAAAGACGCGAGGCCCUGGUAAAAAGCAAACAGCUUCGGCACAAUCAACUCCUGCCAAGGCUAAAGGAAGGCCUAGAAAGGAUUAUUCUACAAAAGCUUUAGCAGCUGCUGCUCGUUAUCGUGCCAAAAAAGGUCUGCCUGAUGAGAAUGGUGAUGGUAUGCUUGCUUCAGCAUCAACACCUGAAGUCACUCGGAAACGAGGACGACCUCGAAAGCUAGCAAGAAUCGAGACCGACUCCGGAGCAGAGCUGACGACGCAGGACCAUGAAAAGAGUACGAACAAUCCUGAUGAAUCAUACCCUGUCCUGCAAUCAGAGACAGGAGAUGCAGAUGCAACAGUGACGUCUACAGCAAAUGAGCCAGGUGAGAACAUGGAGGAUCGUACACAGGCACCUGAAGAUGAGCCAGAUCAAGUUAUGGAAGAUCUCCCACGUGCGCCUGAAGAAGAAGACGAAGAUUUGACUGUGGAACAAUCUCACAAAGAUGAUGACAGACCCGUUGAUCGAACAGUCGACAUUGUCAUGGUGGGAGGUAGUAGGAACAAUAGGGCGCCUCGGUUUAAUGUAUCGAUGCAAGCCAAGUAUGAACUGCUCUUGGAAUUCUUUGAAAGAGCUCAAAUCGUCAUUGCCAGAAGAUUCGAUAAAGAGUAUUCCGAUUUCGUUGCAAAUGCAACUAUGACUGAUUUCAAGCGCAAGAAUUCGAAAAUGGAUGUGAAAGUAAGAAAGAAGCUGUUGGCUGCUUUGAUUGAGAAUGGAAAAAUUGUACGUCAAUUCACUUCUAUCAAAAUUGCAAACCGAGACACCAAGCAAACUUUGCUCUUCUUGAAAGGUCUUUCCGGUCAAAGGAUCAGCGAAUAUUUGGAGAACGCAAAGCAAACCAAUUUGCUGGAGGCCAGUCGAGGUGAUGACAGAGUUCAUCGCUAUGUCUCGGACAACACCAUUCUGAAAGAGGGUGAUCUGGAAAUUCCUCUUGCAGGCUCAGUGCUGGGAGCGUAUCGCAUGAACUUCGAGACCAGCAGUCUAGAUGAUCUCUUAUCCAAUCCCAGAUUCCGUGCUCAGAUUAUCAAACAUCCUCAUAUCAGAUCAGCCUUCACGGGUCGAUUUGAAGGACUGGUAGCUCGAGCAAGACUAGUCCAUCAAGAGACCUGGAAGAUGCUCAAUCAUCCUCCCAGCGAGAACAUGUAUCAAUUCAUCAAGGGCGACAAUGUGGUUGAUUUGGCCUGUUGGGCAUUUGAGCCCAGACUUCAAUCAUAUUUACAACUUGCCACAGCACCUCAAGACAAUGGUCUUUUCUCCGCCAGUCAAAAUGCUAGACUUCUUGAACGGCCCCUCUCAAGUUUGGACAAAAAGCUGCGUGAUUCGCUCGAAUUGAGCGACGAUGGCGAUGGUGGAGGUGCAGGAUGUCGUCGAACUUUGGCACCAGUCAUGAAAUUCCUUUGCGAAAUGCAGCUUGCGGUGCCGGUAUCGUAUAUCGGCCAUGAUGAGUAUGCUCCGGUAGAAUGGGAUGAAAAUUACAUGCUGUAUAAAUUCGCACCAGUAUUCGAGAAGCCGAUCUGGAACGCGGAAGGUCACUUCGAGCCGCAUCUGGACAGAAUGAAGUUCACAAGUCAGAUUGACGUACACCUCUUUUGGGGCAAAUUGGACGAAUUUCGCAAAGGAAGAAUUACCGGCAUUCCGGAUGAGCCAAAUAAUCCAGACGAUCCAGAAGAGGUUCAGUGGAUUAACAAUGCAAAAAUUCUUAAAUCUUCGUCGGCUUGGGACACCUCUUAUCGUCUUUUCAAAGCUCAGAAAGCAUUUUUCGAACAAGCUCGGCGUUUGGGCAUCAAUGCAAGUCACAUUGACGAUCAUGUCAUGUUGAAGAAGCUGAGCUAUGCCAGCGUAACACCUAUCGUUUUUGUCCAGCAGCAUCUUCGCAGAGUAUUCGGCUUGGCAGAAAUCAAGAAAGCGAAAACAGAUCGUAAGACAGAAGAAAUGCACAAUCUCAUUAGCAACAAGUUUAGACGAGGAGAGAGAGCACCAGCACAAGGUCGCACGCGGGUGACAGGACCAUUGACCUUGAAUCAAGUAAAAAGACAAGAGAACAGAAUCAAAAGACGGGCAAGAGAAUUGCGUGAACAGCGUGGAGAUGAGUUUGAUAACCUUCUUGAUACUUUCUUCUCACGGCAUGAUAUUGCAGGAGAAGAGAGAGAUCAAUUUACCAAAGGAAUGGCCACUGCUCGUGAAGCAUACAGCAAUGGUGCCGCUCAUAUGAAGAUAGAUGAGGUAAAGGCACUGUUGCAAGCCAUUCAAGAUUUCAUCGAGACGGGAGAAACGGGCACUUUCCGGUCAAUGGUACGUAGCAAGGCACCAAAAAGAGACAGGAGUAAGAAGAAUCGAGUUAUCAUCAGAAGUUUCAAUGAGAGGAGGAAGUCGCGCAAAUCUGUAUUUGAAUGGUCGCUGGAGGCUGAUGAACUUUUACGUGAUUGCUGCGUGAUUUUAAGGGCUCGUGAUCAAGACCGUCAUCCCACUGGAAACGUUCGCAAGAAUUGGAAAGCGUUGUUACGCAUAUUUCCUUUUUGCACUAUGACUGCUCUUCACAGAAGAUUUGAAAAGCUGAAAAGUGCAGUAGGAGAAGAAGCAUAUCUUGCUCAAUUGGAGGUGGAAUGGACGAAGUUGUGGUUUGCAUUUCGCCAAACUGAUGUUUUGCCAGACGAUGAUCCAAAAGAUGCUGUUGCUUUUGACCUACAAGUACACGUUGACUUCUUGAGAGAAAGGAUUGACAAAUUCGCCGUUUUGGAAACGCUACGGAAUGGUACAAAUGAAUCGUUGCCCUUGAAUGUUCAAAAUCUUGAUCUACUCUACGAUUUGGAUCGCCCGCCUCAUACGCAUCUUGUUCUUGACAAUGCCAACGUCAUCACAAGACACUACGCGGGAGAUGGAGCAGGUGACCUACGAACGGAUCAUCUCCUCCGUGCAGCAUUUUCAACGUUUAUGCUUGACGGCACACUUGCACCCAAAAGUUCAAUGCAAGAACAAGGGACCUUUGAAAGCAGAAAGAAAUCGCAAGAAGCAUAUGCGUUAAAGAGGAUGUUCUUGAGCACGGCAGACCAAGCGUACGACGAAGCACUAUCGCAAAAGCUCAAUGAGAUUAAUGGUGUUGAAGAACAAAAUGUCAAACAAGCUAGGAAUCAUCUUAUCUCUGCACGCUUGUGUAAGCCAAAAGAGCAUGAAGAAGGUAGGCAAGUAGAAGGCGAUCCGGACCAAUGGACUAGCGAAUGGAUCUCUUUUAUGAGCGAUCAAAACUUUGAAACGAUUCCCACUUGGCAAAUCACGGAAAGCGCAAUAGAGCGUGCUACAGCUCUCUCUACAAGUAUACAAAAUGGCAAUACAGACAAAUGUUUGGAAGUUUAUCGUGCUUCGGGUAAUGUCGAAACGGCAGCCGGCAUUCUCCUGGCCGAUAGAGGUAAUGUUGACGUGGAGAUCGAUUUGUCGCCUGUCUCUCGCCUCAGCUCCAAUCACAUUUUCAAUGCCAAGAAGACAACGGAUAUGCAGCUGGAAGUACCGGUCAGAGUAAAGGCUGAACAAGGUGAAUUGUUGAGCAAUAUGCUUGGUGGCAUUUCAAAAGAGCAAGAAACUCUAUUGGAAAAGAUACCAAAAGAAGAAGCUGUUCUAGAAUGGGCUAAAGACGAUUUUGAUACUGCCAAGAAAGCCAAUCGCUGGGAGAAAGCGUGCAAAUCAUGGUUGAGAACAAGUACACUUGCUAAGAAAAGUAAGUCGGAAGCGACUGCAAUCUUGGAACGUGUGAAAUCUGCCGGGCCAGAAGGUAUUGCUCGAUCAAACGUCAAAGCCAUCUGUGUAGACGAAGGUUUCUCGCUGGAUCUUGCGGCUGAUUUGAUUGUCGAUUUACUUCAAACUUCUCCUGCUCUUGCAUUUGAGGCAGGCUGGGACGAAUCCAAGCUUGUUGCAUCAAUCUAUGUGAAUGAUUGGACAAUGACUAUUCUGGAUGAAUCGCAAACCUCACAAAAUGCGAUUAUUCCUCGUCCAUGGUUCGAUAUGUAUGGAAGGCCGAUCGAAAGGAUUUGGCGUGAUUGUUGUGCGCUGGUGUUACAGGCAAUCACGAUCAAUCCAGGCUUAACAUUAUCCCAACUUAUUUGUCAAUUACAAAGGGAAGGUGCACUGACAAGGAUGGAUGUUUGCUAUUUGAUUCGAUGCGCUCAUCAAGAAGGAUUGAUCGAAUUUGUUUCCGCUUACGAUCCUACACAGAUCGGCGAAAAGGUAUUUUGGAUGGCAAAUAAUGACGAUGAAGUGGGUUUGGUGAACAAAAAUUGUUUGAUAUGAUUAUCCAAAUUGUACAGUACAGAAAAGGUGUUUAUUAUUAAUACAGAAUGCGAU
Molecule: messenger RNA, 6547 nt
Organism: Meira miltonrushii
Lineage: Eukaryota; Fungi; Basidiomycota; Exobasidiomycetes; Exobasidiales; Brachybasidiaceae
Exons: 2
Coding region: 440-6493 (2017 amino acids)
Biological process (GO): 5S class rRNA transcription by RNA polymerase III; transcription initiation at RNA polymerase III promoter
Cellular component (GO): transcription factor TFIIIC complex
Molecular function (GO): DNA binding
Source: RefSeq, a predicted model, not a curated record